AUGCGCGCGUGGAACGAGCGUCAGCAGGGCAGCGCAGCGCCCAUCUUCAGCCCGCCUGAGGGGUCGAGCUUGCGCGAGGGAGAGGGAGAAGAGGGGAAUGGCGCGUGGUGGGACGCGCAGUGCCUCUUCCACCCCGUGGUCCUGCCGCCCGCACACGCAGCAGUAGCAGCUGAUGCAACAGCAGACGCAGACGGUGAUGCAGUAAAAGGGCCAGCAGCAGCAGCAGCAGCAGCAGCAGCAGCAGCAGCAGCAGCAGCAGCAGCAGCAGCAGCAGCAGCAGCAGCAGCAGCAGCAGCAGCAGCAGCAGCAGCAGCAGCAGCAGCAGCAGCAGCAGCAGCAGCAGUACCACAGGGACUCGACGAGCUAGCAGCAGGCGGAUUGGAGAGCAUAGGCCAGGCAAUCAGCAGCGACGGCAUGGCGUGGACCAGAGUGAGAGGGCCGGAGGCAGGCGGGGCGAUUCUCACCCCGCGCUCGCACGACCCGGCAGCGCUUGAUUCCUUGCACGUGGGGUGCAUGGUGCAUGAGGCGCGUGAGGUGCGGCCGGGGGUGAGCGUGCAUGGUGCCACCAUGCGCAUCGGCGUUGCCACGUCCCCAGAUGGCAUUCACUUCCACCGCGUCGCAACUGCCGGCGCUGCGGGUGGUUCUGGUGGCGCUGCUGGUGUGAGUGGCACUGGCGGUGCGCUGUCAGCAGCACGGGAGGGGGUGGUGGUGGAUGUAGGCGCAGCAGGGCAGCCGGAUGAUCUGUUUGUGGCCUGGCCGCGAGUGCUCACUCCCUCCAUGCUCGCCCAUACCAACGCUUCUGCUGCCUCCCACCCUGCUCAAGCAACACUACCUCACCACCUCUGGCUGAUGACCUACAGCGCCAUGUCCUCCGCCUCCCCCUCCUGCGUCCUCCUCGCGUCCUCCCCCAACGGCCUCGCCUGGACCCGCCACGGCCCCAUCCUCUCCCCAGGGCCCCCCGGUGCAUGGGACGCAGCAGGGGUGGGGCGGCGGCACGUGACUGUGCAUGGGGGCGUGCUUGCCAUGUGGUAUGAGGGCCUGGGGGGGGACGGCAGGCAUGGCAUUGGGCUGGCGGUCUCGCGGGAUGGGUUCACGUGGGGGAAGGUUGAGAUGGAAGGGCGCGAACCAGGAGGACCGGUGUUUGGGCCGUGGGAGGGGAGGGGAGCUGGGGAAGAGGAGAGUAAAAGGGAUGUGGGAGGGAAAGGGGAAGAGAGUGGGGAUGAUGGGGAUGGGGUACACGCAUGGGAGGACCUCUCUACUAUGCUGCGCGGGGCACGGGCAGCGAGAGCUCCUCUGACUUCAAGAUUGGAGUGGCGUUUGGCACGAGCAGUGAGCUGGGGGCGUGGCGCAGGGCAGGGUGAGGGUCUAGUAGUGGGUGGAGUGUUUCAGAGUUACCGUGGGCUCCCCACGCGCCUCUCCCUGCCACGUGGCAACCCCUCGUUGCGCCACAUCAGCAGCAUGGGGGCAAGGACCAAGAGUCGAGUGAACUCCCUAGCAAGGAGUGUGAACAAAGGGCCCACCGCCCCUCACCGCAAGGGCCACCUGGGUGCCACUGACCCCCCCACCUCCUACACCCGCAGCCUCAGCGAGAGCCAUGCCACUGCUCGCCGAACCACUUUGCCAAACCUGCUGGCGAGCCUCGGAAAGCCACCGAAGCUGGUGCCUCUGGACGGGGAGGGGUGGGAGUACGGGAUGGCAGUGGUGGCGGUGCUGGCAGCGCUGCCCAUGCGCGCCAAGGUGGCUGCUGCCCUCGCAUCGGGCGCGCAACACAACGCUGGAAUGGGUGGUGGCGGCGGUGGAACCUCGUUUGAGGGCUACACAGGCACCUCCGUGCAUCGCCUCACCUUGCUGCAGGUGGUGGCAGCAUGCAUAUGGGCGGACCUGCAGUACGAUCUCCUCCACUCACGCCCAGCCAUAGAAGCAGCAGCUGCAGCAGGGCCCGCCACCUCACAUCCCGGUGCCUUCUCUCCCGCACUGCUCCUGCCGCAAGCUGCCGCCCUGAUAGCAGAGCUGGAGCGCCAUGCCUCCACUGCGCCUCACAGCACAGCCUGGCCACCCCCUCACCAUGUCGUUCUCGCUCUCUCCUCCGGCCUCCUGCUCCUCGCCUUCUCCCCCACCCUGCCUGUCGCCGCCACCGCUCCCUCCCCCUCCUCCUUCCUCCGGACCUCCUCCCUCUCUGCUGCCACCCUCUCCCGCCCCUCUCCUUCCUCGCUUCCUCACAAUCCCUCGUCUCAGCCCCACUCACCAGCAGCAGUGGCGGCAGUGCGAGCAGUGGCGAGCCAGUGUGUGUCACGCCUCAAGGGUCUUCUCACGGCGCAAGGAGGAGGCCAGGGAAGGCUUGACACUGGUGGCGGGUGUGAUGGGAGGAGGAGUGGGUGGCUGCCCGAGACAGCGGAGGAGGUGGCAGGGAUCCAAGCACAGCUGGCGGUCACACAGCGCGUGCUGCCUGAUUGGCUGGGAGUGCACCGCGCUGCACAGGAGGCUGCUGCAGUGGUGUGGGAGGAUUGA
Messenger RNA from Closterium sp. Naga37s-1, 2508 nucleotides. NCBI's taxonomy places the organism in Eukaryota, Viridiplantae, Streptophyta, Zygnematophyceae, Desmidiales, Closteriaceae. The record is from the annotation of a GenBank genome assembly.